This is a messenger RNA of Leishmania braziliensis MHOM/BR/75/M2904, 2478 nucleotides long. Its product is annotated as putative aminopeptidase P1. Gene Ontology annotation, cellular component: mitochondrion. Bases 1 to 2478 code for a protein of 825 amino acids. NCBI's taxonomy places the organism in Eukaryota, Euglenozoa, Kinetoplastea, Trypanosomatida, Trypanosomatidae. Gene Ontology annotation, molecular function: manganese ion binding; metalloaminopeptidase activity. The transcript has a single exon. The record is from RefSeq and is a predicted model, not a curated record.
AUGCUCUGUCGAGCAUGGCGCACCGCAUCAGUGCGCAGGCGUAGUGUGUUGAGCACAUGGAACUCGACGCGCUGGAUCCAAAGCUUAAACGCAGUACGUGAAGAAGUGAGCGUGCAGGAAUACGCGGACCGGCGCAAGCGGUUCCUGGAGUGCCUCCCAGAUAAUUCCGUUGUUCUUCUUCCCGCUGCCGAUGAAUCUCUAUACAGCCACGAUAUCCUGUGGCCGCACCGUCAGGACUCCUUGUGGUAUCACCUGUUCGGCAUGCGCAUCUCGAUGCGGCGUCAACUCGCCCCGCCUUGUUCGGCGAUCACCGAGGAUGUGCGGAUCACCAUGGCAGUCUUUGCCAAGGGCAUACAAGGCAUCCCCACGCGAACCCUCCUUUGUGUGCCGCCCGUCACCACGGACAGUGCGACGCUGGUGUGGAGAUCGGAGGCAGCGCCUCUCAGCGAGUACAAGCGUCUUCUCGGCGCUGAUGAGGAUGCUGCUCCGUCGCCUCGCACGCAUGAAAACGUGGUCACGACGAACGAAGUGGGGACCGUCUGCGAGGAGGUGCGUCGGUUUAUCACGGAGAUGGCACAGCAGCAGAUAAUGCAAUGGUUAGUGCACAGUGACCACCCGCUCACAACAUCGCCAGGGGGAGGAGGAGGAGGUGGUGGUGGUGGGGAACUGGGAGGAAGGCUACUCCCGCUCGGUCUCAUACCGAGCGUGUUUGCGGCGUAUCCACAACAGCUGCGUUGGGAUGGCAGAGGCUACCGCCUUCGCCAGCGGAGCAAGUCGUUGCCCCGCACAAAAACGAGGGGUGUAGCCCGCAGCACCUCGGUCUUUCACCAUCCGCUUGAGGCGUUCUUCUUCACGCUUAGCGCGACGCCCUUUGUUCUCCACCUGCCACGACCUCUCCUUUGUGCGGCAGCAGCAGCAGCAGCAGCGCCGGGGCAACAACCGGUCUGCAGCGUAGUCAAAUUCAGCUACUCGGCAGUCGACGGGUACACUCCUGGGCUCGCACCCAGCACCGCCAGCGUGCUACCUACACAAGGAUGCGUGUCCUCUACCCCACGAGGACGUGAUCCCCCGGCUUCCCUCGUCACCUCAUCCGUAAGCGCGGACAGCGAGUCAGAUAACACGAUGCAAAUACAUCUGCCUGUCCUCCGCAGUGAUGCGUACGCAUGGCUGUACCGGCAGACCAAACCCCCUUCACAACUACGACAACACCUUCGAAGUGCCCGCGCGACCGAGGAUGCUUUUCUGCAGCUCAUGCGGCGCGCCACCACAACGCUCUCCGAGCACGUGCUGCACUGCGCAUUUCAGCGUGCUGUGUGCGACAUCAGCGAGCGCGCCGGUGCAGCUGUCCAGGUGCGAUCCGCGUACAUUCCCGUUGUGGCAAGCGGAGUGCGCGGCACCGAAAUCCACUUCACAGACAACGAUGGUGUGGCCGCGUUGGGUGACGUCGUGCGCGUGGACGCCGGGGUGGAGGUGGACGGCGUCCCCACGGACUGCACGCGAACACUUCCAAUAGGUUGCUCGCACUUUUCUCCCUCAUAUGUGCCCCUGUAUGAAGGAUUGCUUCAGAUUCAGCGCAAGCUACUCCGGUGCAUGGGGCCGGGGGUUUCUAUCAGUGAGAUAACUCGAAUGCACAUCGCCGAAACACAGGCGCUAUUGUGCUCGCUUGGGAUCGAUGUGCGUCGUACAGCGACCUCAUCGCAGGAGCAGCAAGUACCGCUUAACCUGGUUCGCUCCUGCUUCUGCGCUCACUUGUUUGGCCAUUUCUUCGGCCUCGACAUCCACGAGGAGCUAAGCAGCGCCUCGCAACCGCACGCAAGAGUGGCGGAAAAGGAAGGGUCCGCACGGCAGCAGCGACCGACUUCGCGCACCCUCCGAGGCGGGAUGAUGCACACUGUUGAGCCUGGCGUCUACAUACCGAGCGUACAACGUGCGACCCUCUUCGGCUUGGAGGGGACGCACUUUCCCAUAGCGUUUCACGGUGGCGUUGGUAUGCAAAUCGAAGAUGACGUUCUUGUCUUGCCUUCCCCGGGAGACGAGGACGUCGACGUUUGCAGCGAUGAAGAGUCUCGGGUCUACUUACCUUGGAGCCGCGGAGAGUACCUCCAGCACGCCCUCGCUGCUUUUCAUCGCUACUACGACGGUGGAGACGCAGGGACGACACCCUCCCUGCUGGUAUCGGUAUGUGACGCGCAUGUCUCCACAGUAGGGGCGGGAGGUAUGACUGCAGCUGCGCGAAACGUGUUGCGCUUUUUGUUUGCCCAACGCGUGUCUAUGGACGGGUUGCCAAAGGCGAUGGCGUCCCUGGCGGCGGACGUGUGCACCAUACAACAGCAGACGUUUGUUCCAAAUCCAGCGUACCUGGACGGACCACCAGUGCCCCACGCGGCAGUCUCUGACUGGUACCCGUACUCGAGCAUUGUCUUGACAGCCACGAUUCCAAAGGACAUUGAGCUCAUAGAAGUUGUCAUGCAGCAGUGA